Molecule: messenger RNA, 2352 nt
Organism: Amoebophrya sp. A120
Lineage: Eukaryota; Dinophyceae; Syndiniales; Amoebophryaceae
Source: the annotation of a GenBank genome assembly
AGAGUCAAAUUAGCUCGCUUCCUAGGGUGGUUGCCUUGCAGUGGCAAUAUUAUUGCUUUUCUGACAACUACAUCCAGCUUCAUGUUGGCGAUGUCGUCGCUAUGACUAGUUUUUGCCUUGUGCUGUAGAUGCCCGGCUAUAUCAUAAAGAUUUCUCACGAGGAGGUUCCUUUACGUUGUUUUCUUUACACUUCACGAACAUCACGCAGAAUCGACGCCUACUGGAUAGAAUCAUGAAAACUCAAAAUAUGGAUUCCAACCUGGACCAGGACGCGCUGCCUGUUAGCCGCGAUGUUGGCUCAUCAACGAAGCAGAACCGAGGCGACGUUGUUUCUGAUCCUUCAAAUAUAGAAGACAAUAAGGAAACGGCAACUGCGGCAAUCCCGCCGACUUCCGCCUGCAAAAAGAAACCGCACGACGCGACCAAUUUUGAGGAGCUGCUGAACCAACUCCCAAUUGGAAAACUGUACCCGGAACUUGUGCAAGAAUGCCUUCCGAUCUUGAGAAAUUGGGAAGCGCACAUGCCGAACUUCCACUCGAAGAUGAUGAAGAAAACACAGUCGCCGAUGCCCCGAAUUUUGAAGGAACUGAACGAGGCCGCGCCGGUGAUCAUGAAAGUCAGGGACUUUGUCGAGAAGGCAAAUUUUCCAAAAGAUGGAGACUCUAGCACUUCCUCGGCCAUCACUACUUCUUCUCCAGAUGCAGCUACAGCUGCACACGAAGGAGCGUGUCAGGAUGAGCAGUUCACCAUCGUGGAUUUGGGCUGCGGGUUGGGGAUUCUCUCCAUGUUUCUGUCCGAGCUUCUACCGAAAACGAAGAUCAAGGAAUGCUUCCUGGUCGACAAGAUGUGGCCGCAGGCAAAGAUUCCGCGAACGAACACGGAUGGCAUGCACAUGACGAAGGAACAUUUGGAGUACUGGAACAACAGUGCGGGAAACAGUACCACUCCGUGCAAGCUGAAUGCCAAUCCAUCAUCUCCAGACGCGACGGUAGAAACCAGGAUACCAUUGAAGACGUUGAAGCUGGACAUCAAGAAGGGGCGGGAUUUGGCGGAUUUGGUCCACUUCAUCUUCGAAAACGGAAGUAAGGAAACUAGGGGAAGCGGAAACAGGAUUGGAGGAACACCAGCUACGGCCUCGGCGACAACUUCUGAUAGCGGAGGUGCCGUGCUAGUUGAUCCGCAGGGUCAACCCCUACAGAACCAGAAAAAGAACCGCAUCAUUCUCCUCGGUAUUCACCUGUGCGGCUCUCUGUCCCUCCGUUUCGUGGAGCUGAUCAACAAAAAUCCGGACACGGUGGAAUUCGCAGCCUUGAAGCCCUGUUGCCUCCCCGGGAAGAUGCACUUGCACCACGAAAUGCUGUACCGGGUUGGGGGGCACGAGUUUACGGCGCAGGAGGUGUACUAUCCGGGCGUGAACAGGAAUCAAGACGAGGUGGAAAAGUUGACGUGCUUGGAAGUGCAAGAAGUCGAUGAGGAGGAGAAAAAACAACGAUCGAAAGUUACUGUUGACGAUGCCGAGGACGCAGUUGUCGACGAGAACAGCGACACAGAGGGGGAAGAGGAUGAUCAUGAGAAUGAGACCUAUGGCAUGACCAACUGGGAUGAGGAGAAACCUAAGCCAGUUUCUGACCAAGCGGCAGCUGAUGACGCUGCAGAUGCCGCCGCUCAAGAACCGCCUCCAGCAACCGCCAACACUGAAUCCUCAUCAAAGAAGAAAACGCACUCUGGCCGCGGAAAGCGACGGUUCCGGGCGUGGUGCUCCAACGUUUUCCAAUGUCUGACGAUCGAGGAGGAGAAAACGACGGCGAGUAUUGAAACCCACCGCGUUGCGCCGCACUACUUCCAAGACCAGUUUCUGUUUGUGGAGAGGGAAAGGAAGACUUCUGACGGUCAAGGCGAUGGAAACAAUGGUGACAAGACGAAGCAGAAUAGUACCGACACAGUGACUGACUCUGCCUUCAACCGCGGACUCACGUACAAUGAGGAUGAUCGCGCUUUUCGAAAUCAAAUCUUGAUCCCACGGUACCAGCGAAAAAAGGAAGAAAAUGCCAGAAAGAAAUUGGAGAACGGUACUGGUGGUGGUGAGGGCGGAAUAAAAGCUGAUGUUGAUGCCACAGGAGGUGGAGGUGGAAAGAAGCGAGCAGUUGAGAAAAUUCCCGCGAAACGGAAAGCAAAUGCUCUGAAAACGAAGGAAGGCAAUAUUGCCGCUGAAGAGAAAACGAAUAUUGCAGCUCCCAGGGUUGCAAUUGCAAUUGGAGGACAAUGAGCACAGCUUCUGUUUCUGUCUCGACUGCGAUUCACUUUUUUCUCGAUGUGCGUCGAUGUUUGUCAAAGAUGAAUGCCAUUGGUAAU